Molecule: messenger RNA, 1089 nt
Organism: Adineta ricciae
Lineage: Eukaryota; Metazoa; Rotifera; Eurotatoria; Adinetida; Adinetidae
Source: the annotation of a GenBank genome assembly
AUGAAAUUAAGAUAUGAGGUGAGUAAAGUCAAGAAUGUCGCACUCGACAUGCAAUCGAUUGUUUUGUAUCAAAUUCCAUUUUCACAUUUUUGUGACAAAGUACGAUGGGCACUAGAAUUUUAUUCUUUACCGUAUGAAGCUGUCAACUUUACUGGUCGUAAAACACCCGGAUACAUAAAGGCUCCACGAGAAGUACAAAAAUUAACACCACUUAUCGAAGAUCCAAAUAAUGAUUCGUUUUUUCUCUCUGAUUCCACACCAAUUCUCCUUUAUCUCGACGAACGUUACGGAAACAAGCAAAAAUUAUUUCCAGUCAAUAAAAAAGACGAAAUUGUGCAGUAUUGUCUUAGUUUAGACAGUGGAUUAGGUUUAUAUGCUCGCCGUCUAGCUUAUCUCUACAUAAUUAGUGAACAUCCAGCAAUUCUAUCUGCUCUGGUUGACUUUCGAUACGACAAGAGUUCUUGUAAUGAUUGGAAAUCUUAUUUACUCGGUUUAGCUGGUUCUUGCGUGAUUAUGUCUCGGGUGGGUGUCGAUCGAAUUCAAGAAGAACAUAUUUUCGAGAAGACAAUAUGUGUUCUCGAUGAAAUUCAAAACGAUAUCCAAGGAAAGGAAUAUUUAUUCGACAACCAAUUUACUGCUGCUGAUCUAACAUUAACUUCACUUAUGGCUCCAUUAAGUCUUGUGCCAGGUAUCCACGAAAAAUACAGAGUGAUAUUCGAUUACUGCGACCGUAUGCGGAAACUACACGAUCCAGAAAAAGAUUAUAAAUCAAAUGCUCAACGGCUCUAUGAAACUCGACCGAAAAAGUCGUUUCCAAUCGUCCGAAGUAUUAUCUGGUUGCUUGUUUCAAUUUUCUUGUAUCCGUUACAAUUUCUUUUUGCGAAAGAUUUAAAGAAGAAACAGGAAUUACAAUAUCCAUCGAACGAUGCUGAAAAGAAAGCCAAAAAUGAUGUUCGAGUGUUAAAAUGGACUACAAAGAUUGAAUCAUUGAAAUUUUUCCUGAGAAGCUUUUGCAUUUAUUGUUUUAUACUACCGAGACAACUGGAACACGUUCAAAACGAAGAAAAGAGACUUUUAAGUAAGGAAUAG